Ornithorhynchus anatinus (platypus) is the source of this 1287-nucleotide messenger RNA. RefSeq names its product NKG2-D type II integral membrane protein-like. The coding region runs from base 92 to 898 and encodes 268 amino acids. The record is from RefSeq and is a predicted model, not a curated record. Lineage: Eukaryota; Metazoa; Chordata; Mammalia; Monotremata; Ornithorhynchidae. The transcript has 7 exons.
UCCAUUUUCCCCAUGGCGAAUAUCAGCAGUGACUCUGGGGAUGCUCUUCAUGGUGUUACCUGUGUCCAUCCAGCUAUUUCAAGCUAAAUAGAUGAGUGAACAGCAAGUUUUCUACACAGAGUUGAACAAGAAAAACCUUUCUCAGUCCCAGCACAAUAGAACAAACAACAACAGGAGCAAAAAGUCAGGAGAGGAGGAGGAGAAGUUGAAACCACAUAGGUCUUCCCAACAGAAGAGCAAACCAGAGAGACUCAAUGGCAAAGAGACACGUGAGCAGCAGGUGACUUAUUCAGAACUGAACAAGGAAAGGCUUGAUCUGCCAUGGAAGGACCAAAAAUCAAAGGGCACGAAGGGCAGAACAUCAGUGAGUGAGCAGUCAGUGACCUACACAGAGCUGAAACUGCAUAAUCAACCACAGAGGUGCAGCCCAUCUGAGAAUGCCCAGAGCAAAGUGACCCAGCAGCAAGGAGUUUCUACAAGCCCCUUUCCAAACCCAUCUCCAAAUACCAUCAACGAUGCAGGAUGUGACCGGGCCCCUUGUCCAGGGGACUGGAUUGGGUUCAGAAACAGCUGUUACUUCUUCUCUAAUGACAGAAAGAACUGGGGAGACAGCAAGUCAGCCUGUGCAGCUCAGAAUUCCAGCUUGCUGUGGAUAGACAACCAGGAAGAGCAGGUUUUUCUGGCAUUCUUUUCCCUCUAUGCAUGGAUUGGAUUGUCUCAUAAUGAACCUGGUAAUUCCUGGAAGUGGGAGGAUGGCACAGAUUUCUCCAAUCAUCAGCUCACUCUCAUAAAGAUACAAACGGAGGGUAAUUGUGUCUUUCGAAGUGCACGCUAUGACUAUGAAGGUAACUGUGAGGAUCUCAAGUUCUUCGUCUGCAAAUGGAGGACUCAUAGUUAGUCUAUGAAAAGCCCCAAUACUGGAAUUUCAUCUCAAUCCCAUCCCAGGUACCUCCUUACAGAGAAUUCUGUUUGCUCAUCUGGUCAGCUGCCCUGAUUUCUUGGUCACCAUUGUUUAUACAAGUAAAAGUGUUCCUGGACAGAACUGGACAUUGCAGAUCCAAGACAAGCAGCAUCACCAAUAUUACAGGACCUCAUGAGAUAUUUCCCGUCUAAGCUCAGUGACUCCCAAUUGAAAUUUUAAUUCCAUUACAGCUUCUUUAAAAAGAUAGUGAGAUCUCUGUUAUAUAAUACAACACCUCUCACCUUAUACACUUGGACAGUGUGCAGUACUGUGCAAUAUCCUGUGGCUCACCACAGGUAAAUAUUAUGGAUGAAAAUGAAAUUGUU